UCUCCGGUCACAAAGUAGACUACUCCAACAGACGGACGUGUUUAGUGUUGCUAUCUUUCAUAGGAAUACAUUUUUAAUUCUUGAUCGAAAAUUAAAAUAAUUGAGCAAGUCGACUGGUUCAUUGACUACACAGAACCUGCUGUUUCCAGUGUCCAGAUCUACUGCUAUCAUGAAUGCUUACAAAGCUGCACUCUACGCUGACCGUUUAAAACAGUCCAGCCAGACCGUCAAACCUUUAGUGCCAAUGACAUCUCAAGAAACGGAUCCAAUUGAUAAACAUAUGUUCCAAACUGCUAACAUGACAUCGAUCACAGCCAAUACACUCCUAGAAAACAAUAACUACAUUCUGUACCAGCAUAGCCCAGAGUUUGAACUUGCACGGUUAGAAGCUGGGAUGAAGUGUGAACCCGUCUCUAUGUACCCCGAGAAAGACGAAGACUUCAGGGAAGUCUAUAUGUACCCCAAGAAAGAUUUUAGGGAAGUAGAGACCUUCACGUCUGCUUUUAACCAGCUGCCUAACUUCAACAAAAUUUUACUCUUUGUCUCAUUGGGGUUCGUCCUACUGACCAUUCUAAUGCUCCCAGUACUGGUUUGCACAGUCUCUUUUGGCCAUCAACUGGACGCUCGAUUAAAUAAACUACAUAAAGUAUUUCAAGAUGAGAGAGAGUUGGUACAUUCCUUCUUGCGUGACUCUCUGGUAGCAGAUCUCAAACUGAAAACCAAUGACACUUGUUUCUGUUUGUAUAAUCAACAAUUUUCUUGGAAUGAUGCCAGACAGUUUUGUCUCAAACUGGGAACUGGAGUCCAUCUGAGGGAAAUCUACAGCCAAGACGACGACUCCCUGAUGCCUCUAUUUCAAAAUACAAACCUUACUCAAGGAAUAUGGCUCGGCGGUUCUAAUUUGAUGAAUCAAAGUGUCUGGCUAUGGGACUACACAAGGACACCAAUUAGUCAAUGGGAUAACAAUCCAUCAAUUCAAUGGGAUCUUUCAGUUGACAGCAAGCAAUGUUUGGAAGUCUUCAAAGGGGACAAUGACAUCUACAAACUGAAUGGUGUUGAAUGUGAGGAUAAAAAAUCAUUUUUGUGUUCUGCUAAGUUAGUUGAUUCAGCAUGUGUUUGUUGAAAGUAGCCUCUGUCUUGUCAUCGCCUAAUGUCAAAGAUAACUUACUAGGCUUCACAAUAAGCAUUCAAUAGAAACCAAAGUUUGAAUUUUUAACAUAAAUGUGCCAUGGCUUAAAUAAAAUACCUCCUAGUCAGUAAAAAAAUAAAUACACUGAUUUAAAUAAGAAUUUAUUUUUUAAAAAUUGGGACAAAAUGUAAAUAGACCUUAACUGCUUGAUUGAUUGUCUUUAUUUCAUUUAAAAUAAGAUUUGUUUUUCAACAUUGUUAUAUAUAUAUAUUUAUUUUUAGAAAUACUUGUAGAAAGAGUAAUUAGAUGAAAGCCAUGGUAACUUGUUUAUUUUGUCUUUUCAACUCACCAACUUAUCAAAUAAAGUUUAUUUAGUGUAUUUGUAAAUACAUGUAAAUAUAAGUUUAACCAAUUUACUGUGUUGUAUAAAACUGAAGUUAUGUUUGCUCUUGAGUUUGACAUUCCGAUCAAGUCUCCAUUGUUCAAAUCAUGGGCGUAGCCAGGAUUUUUUUUCGGGGGGGGGGUUUGAACCCCAACCCCCCCCCCCCCUCUGGCUACGCCCAUUGUUCAAAUGUUGUUGUCACAUUUAUUCGUUUUGACUUGUCCAAUAAAACAAAAAACGACCUACUCAAAAUUUGUCCUUCUGACACUGAGUUGUAGCCUAUUUUAAAUCUGCCUCAUUGUGUUUCUCGGUAUUUAGAGAAAUGAGAUAGGCAAAUG
This is a messenger RNA of Biomphalaria glabrata, 1849 nucleotides long. RefSeq lists its product as uncharacterized. The coding region runs from base 170 to 1123 and encodes 317 amino acids. The transcript is spliced from 2 exons. The record is from RefSeq and is a predicted model, not a curated record. Lineage: Eukaryota; Metazoa; Mollusca; Gastropoda; Planorbidae.